AAUCUAAUUUCACCUAGGUUAGUUUAGAGAGAGAUGGUUACUAGAAGCUUAUAAAAUAUUCAGAACCCGUUUAGCGGCCGUGAAAAUCAAAUACUGCCACACCCGCAGUACGAGAGAGUUAUACCUCAAUCAUCCGCGCCUCACUAGAAGCUAUAUUCAAACAUGCAUUCAAGUGCAUAUACCUGAUCCUGGGUUGAUGGACUUAAUAAACCCUCCCAGUAAAUGUACGCCGAUUCCAUAUGGCUUACAUUUGCUGCCUUCUACUCGCGAUUCCUCUGCAUCCACUUUUAUUACGGCUAUUGAUCGAUGCAUUGGUUCAUAUAGCAAUAUAACAUACACUAUUUGGCAUCCUUCUUCAAGUCCAAGCCGGGUGGAGGUGCCAUGCUCAAGCCUGGAGGUGGUGCCAUGCCCGCACUACUGCCCAUCAAGCCUGGAGGUGGUGGUGGUAGAUGACCUGAGGCGCUUGGAGAAAAUAAACCGGGAGGUGCCAUGCCAGGUGGAGCUAUGCCAGGUGGAGCUAUUCCCGGAGGAGCCAUGCCCGGUGGAGCCAUGCCUGGAGGAGCCAUACCUGGCGGACCUCUACCUGGAGGCAUGGAUAGCCCUGAGGAUGGGAAGAACUGCUGCAUCUGUUGCACAAUAGGCACAUGCUGAACGGUCGGCUGAACCCCUUGUGAAGCCUUGUUCUCGAUAGCCUUCUUCUGCCAUGGUGGGAUCGGAAUUUCAGCCUUGUGGCGCUUCGCCUCAGGUUCGCUGUACUCAAUACCAUGACCAGAAGGCCCAUUAUAACCAGUGUUGUUGUUAGUAGAACCACUAUAUCCGCUGUUUGCACCGUAACCGCCAUUGUUGUACCCCCC
Messenger RNA from Babjeviella inositovora NRRL Y-12698, 854 nucleotides. RefSeq lists its product as uncharacterized. The transcript has a single exon. Bases 197 to 640 code for a protein of 147 amino acids. Lineage: Eukaryota; Fungi; Ascomycota; Pichiomycetes; Serinales. The record is from RefSeq and is a predicted model, not a curated record.